AACCUGAAUUUGAUACGAUGGAACAAAUUACCUUAUUUAAUAAAGAGAAGACAUUAGUUUUAGUUGGACGAACUGGAAAUGGUAAAAGUGCAACUGGAAAUAGCAUUCUUGGAAGAAAUGCCUUCAAACUAAGAAUGUGUUCUUCUAAUGAAUCACGUAGUUGUGAAUUACAGAAAAGUGUUACAAAAGAUGGUUCAGUUAUUAAUGUUAUCAAUACUCCAGGACUUUUUGAUGGAAGAGAUUAUGUUGAAAAGGAAAUAAUUGAAUGUAUUGACGUUGCCAAAAAUGGAAUUCAUGCAAUUCUUGUGGUGUUUUCUGUUAGAACUCGUUUUUCUGAAGAAGAAGAAGCUACUUUACGUAUUGUGCAAACUUUGUUUGGACAUAAAAUUAUUGACUAUAUGAUUCUAGUUUUCACUGGAGGAGAUGAACUUGAAUAUAAUGAAGAGACACUAGAUGAUUAUUUAGGUCAAGAAUGUCCUCAACCUCUUAAGGAUAUUUUACUCCAAUGUGACAAUCGCAAAGUGCUUUUUGAUAAUAAGACUAAAGAUGAAAAUAAGCAAUUACAACAAGUUCAGCAACUUCUUAAUCUUGUGAACAUGGUCAUAUCAAAGAAUAAUGGACAACCAUAUACAAACAAGACAUUUGUGAGAUCACAG
Molecule: messenger RNA, 656 nt
Organism: Vigna umbellata (rice bean)
Lineage: Eukaryota; Viridiplantae; Streptophyta; Magnoliopsida; Fabales; Fabaceae
Product: immune-associated nucleotide-binding protein 9-like
Molecular function (GO): GTP binding
Source: RefSeq, a predicted model, not a curated record